This is a messenger RNA of Ectocarpus siliculosus, 1785 nucleotides long. Lineage: Eukaryota; Phaeophyceae; Ectocarpales; Ectocarpaceae. The record is from the annotation of a GenBank genome assembly.
AUGAAAGGGUUAUCGGCGCGCUUGCUGUUGAAAAGUGCGGUGCUAUUGGUCCUGUUGGUGGUCGGACUCGCCAAGGCCAAGGAGGAGGACUACUACACGGUUCUCGGGCUAUCCAAAGACUGCUCUGACCGCGAAGUAACAAGAGCCUACCGGAAACAGGCGCUCAAAUGGCAUCCGGACAAGAACAGAGAUGACCCCAAGAGAGCGGAGAAGCGUUUCAAGCUCGUGAGCGAGGCAUACGAGGUCCUCCACGAUGCCGAAAAGAGAAAAAUGUACGACUUGUAUGGGAAGGAAGGCGUGUUCGCAUCCGCGGGGGCCGGCGGCGGCCCCGGCGGGGCCGGGGGGGGUUGGCCCGGUCAGGGUUUCUCGGGACAGGGAGGGAUGCCGAAUUUCGCCGGCGCGCAAGGCGGGCCUGGGGGUGCGAGUUUCUUCUCUUUCGGGGGGGGCGACGGGGGGGCGGGGGGAGGGGGAGCAAACGGCGGCUCCUUCGGAGGGUUCACGGACCCGCGAGAGCUUUUCGAGGGUUUUUUUGGAGGCGGCGGGGGCUUCGACGAUUUUGGGGAUGGCGGCGCUGCUAGCCUCUUCGGCGGGUUGUUCGGGUCCCCCUCCUUCGACGACCCGUCCGGAGUGGGCUCGAAGAGGAAGGGCGGAUUCCACGGGGCCCCCGGUCAAGGGCGGUCGCGGCGGCGGCAGCGGCGGCGGCCGCGACAGUCCGGGCCUCCCGUGGAGAAGGAGUUCUGGUGCAGCCUGCGGGAGCUGUACGAAGGGUGCGAGAAGAAGCUGAGGGUGACGGACACGGUUUCGGACCCUUUCACGGGGCAGUCGCGGAAGGUGUCCCACGUCUACCGGAUCGCGGUCAAGCCGGGUUGGAAGGAGGGGACGCGGGUGACGUUCCCGGCGAAGCGGGAGGGCCUCCGGAGCAUCUGCUUCGUGCUGCGGCAGAAGCGGCACCGGUACCUGCGCCGGGAGGGGGACUGCCUGGUCUACGAUUGCCGGCUGACGGACGACCAGGCCCGCCGAGGCGUCCGGAUUAGCGUGCCGCUCCUGAGCAAGGCCGACCCGCCGGUCGAGGUCACGACCAAGGGGCAGGAGGUGUACCACAACAAGGAGAUGCUCCUCCCCGGGUUGGGCAUGCCCACCAAGAGCGGCGGCGGCGGCGGCGACAGGGGGGCGUUCAAGAUCAAGUUUUUGCUGCAGCAGCGCUCCGGGAAAGCGGCGUCCGCGGCCUGAUUGAUCCCCCCCUGACGGCGGAGGCAUCGGCACCAGAGAUUUGCUCGCUUCUUGCUGCUGGUGGUGUUGUGUUGCGCGCGAGCUGUGCAGGGUGAUGUGGACUCCUCCUCUGGCGCUGAAGAUCCGCAAGACGGCUUGGUUGGGGUUGCUUGCUGAGUUGGGAGAUGGAUCCAUGCAUAUAUACCCAUGUUUUGGUGACCCGCCGAGAUUCCGUGCGGUUGGGCUGCUACAAGAGACUUAAAAAUUGAGCAGGACUGCUUCUGUCUAAGCGACAAAAUAGAUACGUGCGCAGUGCGUGCGUGUAGCGUUCGGUUUUCCUGGGAGGAGUUUGGAACGAAGUUUUGGGGCGGUUUUACAACAAAGAGGCCAAGGUGUCUUGCAAAUAUUGGCUCAAGCAUCCGUGCAAUCCCAAGACGUGGGGGCGGGGUUUACCUGUUGCUCCGCGGUUGUUUUGUGGUCCAGGGCGCGGAUUCUCCCUACCUCAAAUAUGAUGUUCAAGAGGCAGACGAUGUUUGUGUAUGGAACGGGGUGGCCCAUAUGGCGAUUUGGGGGCUG